CCUGCCAAAAUGACCAACACCAAGGGAAAGAGGAGGGGCACCCGCUACAUGUUCUCCAGGCCCUUCAGGAAGCAUGGCGUCGUUCCCCUGGCCACAUACAUGCGAAUCUACAAGAAAGGUGACAUUGUGGACAUCAAGGGCAUGGGCACUGUUCAGAAGGGGAUGCCGCACAAAUGUUACCACGGCAAAACCGGACGUGUCUACAACGUGACCCAGCAUGCUGUCGACAUUGUUGUGAACAAGCAAGUCAAGGGCAAGAUCCUUGCCAAGAGAAUCAACGUGCGCAUUGAGCACAUUAAGCACUCGAAGAGCCGGGACAGCUUCCUGAAGCGCGUGAAGGAGAACGACCAGAAGAAGAAGGAGGCGGCCAAGGAGAAGGGCACCUGGGUGCAGCUGAAGCGCCAGCCUGCCCCUCCACGAGAGGCCCACUUUGUGCGGACCAACGAGAAGGAGCCCGAGCUGCUGGAGCCCAUCCCCUAUGAGUUCAUGGCCUAGUCUGAAAUAAAG
Messenger RNA from Echinops telfairi (small Madagascar hedgehog), 507 nucleotides. RefSeq names its product 60S ribosomal protein L21-like. Gene Ontology annotation, molecular function: structural constituent of ribosome. Gene Ontology annotation, biological process: translation. Lineage: Eukaryota; Metazoa; Chordata; Mammalia; Afrosoricida; Tenrecidae. The record is from RefSeq and is a predicted model, not a curated record. The transcript has a single exon. The coding region runs from base 10 to 495 and encodes 161 amino acids. Gene Ontology annotation, cellular component: ribosome; cytosolic large ribosomal subunit.